Messenger RNA from Nanorana parkeri, 1384 nucleotides. RefSeq names its product transmembrane protein 170A (gene TMEM170A). The record is from RefSeq and is a predicted model, not a curated record. The transcript is spliced from 3 exons. Gene Ontology annotation, cellular component: endoplasmic reticulum membrane. Gene Ontology annotation, biological process: endoplasmic reticulum tubular network organization. Lineage: Eukaryota; Metazoa; Chordata; Amphibia; Anura; Dicroglossidae. Bases 103 to 528 code for a protein of 141 amino acids.
GCUGCGUUGUAACUUGUGCGGGUCUAGGGAUGAAGGCGAGAGGGGCUCGGGGAAGUUGAGUUGGGAAGCUCCGGGGCUUGUACAGCGGUGGAUGGCGGAAGUAUGGACAGCGGAGAGCCGGGGGGAGAGACCGGGCUUCUACAGCAGAUCCUGAGCCUCAGCCUGGUUCCUCGGGUGGGAAAUGUCAGUGUGUGCCCCAGUAACACCACUCUGUGCUUCUUCCCGGAGAUGUGGUAUGGAGUAUUCCUAUGGGCACUGGUCUCCUCACUCUUCUUUCACAUACCCGCUGGACUGCUAGCUUUGUUUACUUUGAGACACCACAAAUAUGGAAGGUUCAUGUCUGUGUCAAUCCUGCUGAUGGGAAUUGUGGGACCAAUAUCUGCAGGAAUAUUAACAAGUGCUGCCAUUGCUGGAGUGUACAAAGCUGCCGCCAAGGAAAUGAUUCCCUUUGAAGCCCUAGUCCUGGGCGUGGGUCAGACUUUCUGUGUGCUUAUCGUUUCCUUCUUAAGGAUUUUAGCGACUUUGUAGCUGGCUGCCCUUUUCAGCACCUUCAAAGAUGAAAAAUGUGCUUUAGAAUUUGCAGCAUGGUGUUUCACCAUGACUGCCCAGUAAUGGAGCCUUGAUAGGAAGCAUCACUGUCAAUAUGACUGAUGAAUUCAAGUCUGUAAGAUUGCCUACAUAUUCAAACGCCACUCGCUAUGGUUCUUCGGUGCCCAGGACUAACCUAUGUAGCUGGAAUACAAUAAGGGUUUUACAUGCCAUUGUCACCAGCUGUUCCAUUAGGCAUUGGAAUAAAAAAAAUGACUGCGUCUCGGAAACCCUCAAAAUGCAGCACUGCAACAAUUUUACAGACGCCACCAUUUCUGGGAUUACAAUACCGUUUUUAAUUGAAUUUUUCUUAAAGCAUAAAGGUUAGUUCCAAAUAGAAGAACAAAUAUGCACUCUACUCUGCACUUUCCAUCUUUGUUUUUAAGGCUGUUUUUAAUGAUGAACAGCACCCAAUACAGACCUUCUUUAUGCACUUUUUAAAUGAUUUUAAUAUUUUAUUCACUUCUUUUAGUACUAAUGCUGCUAAACUGUUUUGUAUAUAUUCUCAUUCUUUUCUGACCAUGCAACCAUACAUGAAGUGCAUUUUUACUUGGUUCUUUUCAGAUUGUCUUGCUGUUGUGCUAAUAAUUCUCAAGCCGCACAUUAAAAAGGCAGUCCAGCUAAUGAUUCCAUUACUUGCCAUAAGUUUCACCACUUAAUGUAACUCGGCACUCAUGGCUAGCGUGUCUGUGAAACACAUAAUGAUAGUUGUGUGAUUUCUGUCAACAUGGUCUUGGAAGCAGACUGUGUCCACAUCUAAAAGAUGGUUUGAUAUGGGUAUUAAAAAGAAACUGUC